Hyphopichia burtonii NRRL Y-1933 is the source of this 348-nucleotide messenger RNA. Its product is annotated as mitochondrial 54S ribosomal protein bL33m. The record is from RefSeq and is a predicted model, not a curated record. Gene Ontology annotation, biological process: translation. Gene Ontology annotation, cellular component: mitochondrion. The coding region runs from base 17 to 232 and encodes 71 amino acids. The transcript has a single exon. NCBI's taxonomy places the organism in Eukaryota, Fungi, Ascomycota, Pichiomycetes, Serinales, Debaryomycetaceae.
GAAAGAUAGACUCAAGAUGGCCAAAGCUAAGACUCUCCAUACUAUGGUUAAGCUUGUUUCUCAAGCAAAAACAGGAUAUGAAAAAUACUUCCGUAUAAAUAGACAGUCUCCAAGAUUGAAUUUGAUUUUGUAUGAUCCAAGGGCCAAAAGACACUGUCUUUUCACCGAAUCAAAGAGAAGAAAGGUGCCGGAUGUUAUUCCUAAGGAUUACACCAGAUCCCAUCGUGUUUAAGGGAUUUGCUCUAGCAUUUCAUGAUUUAUUUAACCUCUCCACUAACCGUUUCUAUUCGCCCUUGUAUAUAAUAUUUUGUAUCUUUACCUAAAUGAUAUAUUUACGUUUAAUGUCAA